This is a messenger RNA of Cajanus cajan (pigeon pea), 658 nucleotides long. NCBI's taxonomy places the organism in Eukaryota, Viridiplantae, Streptophyta, Magnoliopsida, Fabales, Fabaceae. The record is from RefSeq and is a predicted model, not a curated record.
UCCCAACAACUCCGAAACCUUUUUUAGGCACCCCUUCCCAGGAAACAAAUAUUUGAACUAACGUGGAUGCAUCCAUUCUCGUUUGGUUCUCUAAUCGACGUAUCGGUUUGGUUUCAUGAACACGGAUGACAGAAAACGCAGAUUCAAUGAAGGCAUCGUUAAUAUGCUCUAUCCCUCUCCUCCACCACUACCACACCAACAAGAUCAAUUCCAACCUCAGGAACCUUUCACUGACGACUCUCGUUCUGACGUUAUUUCGGGCACUUUGGAUGGCUACGACGAUGCCUCCACGAGCGGUGAUUCCGAGACGGAGAAGCUCACCAGGGCUCAACGAAAGAAAAUUCGCAAGAAGAAGCUCAAGGAGGAAACCACUCAUCGCGGAAAACUUAUUGGGCCGCUGUUGCCUCUCAGGCCCACCCAAGCUGGACAGGACGCUCCACCUGUUCGAUCAAAUGCCUCUGAGGAAGGUGCUAAAUCAGUGAAAGUGAAGAACCGGAGAAUGGCAAAAAGGCUCGCCAAAGAAAAGCCAAGUGACUCUACUUCGGAGAACACCAAUCAAAGUUCCGCCCCUUUAUAAUUAAGUAUGCGUUUGGGUUGCUGACAACAAUAAUAAAAUAUAGUAUGCUAUUUGUACAUGUAUAAGGAUACAUCAAUGAUC